UUGUAUAAUGGAGUCUCUGAAGCGAGUGAUUUUCAGCCUUUUAUUCCUGCCACUUAUCCCCGUCUGCAGAGUGGAGGAUACAGCUGCAUCUUCUUCUCCAGAGAUCUCUAUUGUGAGAGUUGAUCCCAUGGGUGUCAUCCUGGAGUGUGAGGCUGGAGGGUUGAUCUACAGACCUGAGAUGACCUGGCUGGACAGUGAUGGAAACAUCCUCCCUGAUGGACCGACAGAGACAGACUCAGAGGGUCACUACACUGAGAUGACAUGUGUCCAUCCAGAAGACUGACAACAACAUGUUCACCUGUAGAGUUCAACAGCAUCAGAUCAACCACAAGAUGGAGACAGAGAUUCAUGUCCCAGGUGAGGUCUUCAUUAGUUAACCUGAAUACCAGACACC
Molecule: messenger RNA, 394 nt
Organism: Esox lucius (northern pike)
Lineage: Eukaryota; Metazoa; Chordata; Actinopteri; Esociformes; Esocidae
Product: selection and upkeep of intraepithelial T-cells protein 10-like
Exons: 2
Coding region: 8-283 (91 amino acids)
Source: RefSeq, a predicted model, not a curated record